UACAGCUGUUUCACGUUGCUAAAAUCCUGCGCAACCUAGUAUCCACGAUUUACAUCUAUGCAGUGAUGCAAACAAGCGCGCAGGGAAAUAAAGGAAUUAUUGUGUGGCUGCCUUUUUGAUUAAAAAACACUCCCAGCCCGUCUUCGCUCACUAUGCGGAGGCUUCAUGAUAGCAACGCGAUUCACAUAGGUCGUGUAUAACGGAUAUUUUAUGGAAGGUGGAAGCAGGAGAGGCUGUGAGGCUGAGGAGUCGGGGCAUCAGCUGAGCUGGGGACUGGAGCGUUAGCAAGCUAGCCUUCGUGACAGAAACGUUCAUAACGGAGCAGCGACUGUUCGCUGGUUCACUUCAUCAUGGCCACAAAUGGUAACAGUUUAACGCCUGCGAUGGGAGAGAUCAUUCAGUUAAACGUCGGUGGGACGAGGUUCAGCACCUCCAGACAGACUCUGAUGUGGAUCCCAGACUCUUUCUUUUCAAGUUUACUGAGUGGAAGGAUCUCCACUCUUCGGGAUGAAACUGGAGCUAUAUUUAUUGACAGAGACCCGACAGCUUUUGCACCAAUAUUGAAUUUCCUCCGAACCAAAGAACUGGACCUGCGGGGUGUCAACAUCAGCGUCCUGAGACAUGAAGCAGAGUUUUAUGGGAUUACUCCUCUGGUGCGUCGCCUGCUGUUGUGUGAGGAACUGGACCGCUCAUCAUGUGGUAGUGUUCUCUUCCAUGGUUACCUGCCACCCCCAGCCAUCCCUGCCCGAAAAUCAAGCCCCGCAUCAGCAGCCAUUGGCUCUGCUUCAGAUGAACGGCCAGGCCCUAGUGGAGCAGAGGGCUUCACCCGCGUUGGCCCCCUUUCUCACCCAUCCUUCUCUGCCUCGCCUGGAACAGAUGACGGCCACAAACUGGGUCCCAUGGUUGACCCUAGGAAGGUGCUGAUUAUAGCAGGACACCACAACUGGAUUGUAGCAGCCUAUGCGCACUUUGUAAUCUGCUACAGGAUAAAGGAAUCCUCUGGAUGGCAGCAGGUGUUUUCCUCUCCCUACCUUGACUGGACCAUUGAACGUAUUGCACUGAAUGCAAAGGUGGUGGGCGGCCCACACGGAGAUAAAGACAAGAUGGUGGCUGCCGCCUCUGAAAGCAGUAUCAUCCUCUGGAGUAUCCAAGAUGGAGGCAGCGGUAAUGAGAUAGGGGUUUUCAGUCUCGGCGUACCUGUUGACGAUCUCUUCUUUAUCGGGAACCAGCUGGUGGCUACCAGUCAUACAGGAAAGGUUGGAGUGUGGAACGCUGUUACACAACACUGGCAGGUUCAAGAUGUGGUUCCCAUCACCAGUUGUGACACUGCAGGAUCCUUCCUGCUACUGGGCUGUAACAAUGGCUCUAUCUACUACAUAGACAUGCAAAAAUUUCCUCUGAGGAUGAAAGACAACGAUCUUUUGGUGACCGAGCUUUAUCACGACCCAUCCAAUGACGCCAUCACUGCACUGUCUGUCUACCUCACACCUAAAACCAGUGUGAGUGGGAACUGGAUCGAGAUAGCCUAUGGGACUAGUAGUGGAGCAGUGAGAGUGAUCGUGCAACACCCAGAGACAGUAGGAUCAGGCCCCCAGCUCUUUCAGACCUUCACUGUGCACAGGAGCCCAGUGACAAAGAUCAUGCUGUCUGAGAAACAUUUGGUAUCAGUGUGUGCAGAUAACAACCACGUUCGGACGUGGACAGUAACCCGUUUCAGAGGGAUGAUCUCCACACAGCCAGGCUCCACCCCUCUAGCUUCCUUCAAGAUUCUGUCUCUGGAGGAAGCAGAGAGUCACGGGAGCUACGGCUCUGGGAAUGAUAUAGGUCCUUUUGGAGAGAGAGAUGAUCAGCAAGUUUUUAUCCAGAAGGUGAUCCCCAUCACCAACAAACUGUUUGUGAGGCUCUCGUCAACUGGGAAAAGGAUCUGCGAAGUGCAGUCAGUGGAUGGGACCACCAUUACUUCCUUCAUGGUACGGGAGUGUGAGGGCUCCAGUCGAAUGGGGUCCCGACCUCGCCGUUAUCUGUUCACAGGUCACGGCAAUGGCAGCAUCCAAAUGUGGGACCUGACCACUGCGAUGGACACUGCCAAUAAAGGAGAAGAGAGGAAGAAAGAGGAUAUAGGUGGGCCUACAGAGGAGGAGCUGCUACAGCUGUUGGACCAGUGCGACCUGAGCACCUCCCGCUGUGCGACACCUAACAUUAGCCCCGCCCCCUCUCUGCUACACCACACACGCCUCCGAGAGUCCUGUUCGAGUCUGCAGUUACAGGCACCGGAGCCCAUUCCCGAGACCCAGGCUACAUAUGGAGCUGUGCGACCCUACAGAGAGAGCCCCCUGCUGGCCCGUGCUCGUCGAACUGAGUCCUUCCACAGCUACCGAGACUUCCAGAACUUCAGCCUGACUCGAGGUGUCCUGGACAGCACAGGGCAGACCCCUGAUGCCCGCCGCUCUCUUUGUGACUUUGGGCCUGAAGACAGUGAGAGGAGAGCCUCAGUCUUGGAGCUGUGGGCUUCCCGUACCACAAGUGCAAGCUGUAACACAACAGCUGGAGCGUCUGGAGUAUCUGCCACAAAAGCUGAAUCCAGUCAGGAAUCUGCACGGCAGCCUCCAGACAGCCCAAUUCCAGGAGGUGACGUCAGGAGAAAGGUACAUGCUCAGUCAGAAGAAGGAGAGGCUCCUGCAUUGGGAGGAGACGCGGUGAAGGUUGAUGGAGGUGUGAGGAAAAGGGGAGUACUGGAAGGAAGCUUUCUUGGGAGAAAGAGGGCUCCUCCAGUUCCACACCUUGCCUCUGUCCCCUCUGGAUCAGAAGGCGGUGGGAGCGACUCUUCUUCAAAUGCCUCUCCUUCCCCCACCAAACUGUCCACCUCACCACGACACAGGAAGCUGGUACCUGAGCCAUCCAGCCAGGACAGCAGCCUGUGAGGGCGCCUUUUCUCUUGCUCUCGGUGGAAGUUAUCUCGUAGAGGUACACCCUCUAGGUGAUCAUGAUAACAGAAUUUAAGAGCAAAAGAGGAACACGAAGCAAAAAAGUAGCGACGGCCCUUUCCGCCUCCACAACAGCCUUGUUAAAGUAUGGUUCAGGAUGUUUGUUUCUCUUCAAAUCCCACACAACAGGAGUGCUGCCAUGUUAUACUGAGCGCAACAUAAAUAUACAACAUCCCAACGCUAACAUCACUGUCAUGGCAGGAAUGCUUUUCUUUCUUUUUCUUAGAUUACUCACCCUCGUAAAAAUCUGCCAGGUGCCAGUGAUGCUCCUCCUGUCUCUGUUUGUGUUUAUUUUAGGCUGUCUUACCAGAUUGCUGAUAAUCUUUUUAGCACUUUAAGUUUUAGGCAUGAAUCAGAUCGUUUGCUGGCUCAGUCCUGGAAAGAAAAAUGCGUUUUUUCUUCCUUUUAUGAUGUUGCUCACGCAACAUCUUAAGGAACACACAGCCACUACAAGAACAGGACAAAAGUCUGUUUGACGAGGUACGGUUAAAGGAGUGGUCGGUCACUUCUAAAUGUGAAAACAUGAACUAAUUAACAUUAAUAACAUACCACAGCACUAACAGUAACCAUUUACCAAGAUAUUUCAAAGUGUUUCUAAUAACCUAUAUCAGGUGUGCAUUACUUUGUUCAGAACCUGAUCUUCAUAUCUGUAACUAACAGUUACUUCUAUUAUCAUAUAAGUCAUUUUAGAUGUUUUAGUCUAAAACAGUGUCAUAACAUGUUACCUAUCACAAACGAUUUCACUUAUAAUGGUAUAAAAAGGGAACAAAUCAGUAAAACUAGACCCCGUUUGGUGAUUGAUCACCUGAUUGGCUGACUGAUCCGUUCAGCACUAGAGCAGUGGAAUUGAUCAGACCCCGAACCAGAGGCCACGAUUAUAUCAAGCAUCUCUGACACUAUGUGCAAUUUGUCGUGCAAUCGAUUUUUACUUACCUUAAAUGUGUUACCUUCACUAGAAUUCUAGCCAGAUACUUGGAUCCUAGAAUACUUUGGGACACAGUAGUUAUUGUUGUUAAAGCAACAACACUAAAAAGCCAAUAGAGAGCGAGCAGUUCAAGCAGGCGAUACAACUUUACAGAGUUGUAUGACAGCUCAGUACUAUGCAACAGUGGAUUUAUCAUGCACACCAGAAAUGAAUAACUCUGGUUCCCGGGCGAUUCAAACUGAAAUCUACGUGGAUAACGGCCUGCAAAAACGUCGAACCCCCGUGUGGAUGAGUGCCUGCUUUUCACUUCAGCUGGCACAGUUUUACCCGUUAGUUCCAGUCAAGUUACGCUGUUAAUCUCCUUUUAUGCUAAUUGCAGUUCAACAGGCUCUUUGAUCCUCAAACAAGACAAAAAUUGAAACAGUUGUGUGAAGCGUUGGACUGCAAUGUUAAAAAAUGUGAGGUAUUUUAUUAGACGAUCUAUAUGUGGGAUUCAAAGAAGAUAAUUCAGUGCUCGAAGCUAAAAAAAAUUAUAUUUACACAAAAUAGUAAAAGCAAAUGUCUUUUUAGUAUUUUGUGGUAUAGAUAGUCAAGUUCUUCUUGUCUCAACAGAGAGAAAGAACACAUUUUAUUGUCAGCUUGUUGUUAUAGUUCACAAGUAAGAGGAACCGUUUGUGUUCCUGCUUUAUCAUUAUUAUUAUUUUCACAGUGGUGCCUGUGCGAGAUCACUCUAAUUAUUUAUUUUUUUAUUUUCACACUACACUCAUGCUAAAACAAGGACCUACACUACAUCACUUUACUCCCUUUGAAACAGGUAUAAAAUGUGUGUUGUGUUGAAUGACUGUUGCAGUGCCUUAUGUAACUUGUUUGGCGGUUAUCAGUCCGUUAAUGUGUUUUAGUUGAAAAAAAAUUGUGACCAAAUGCUUGUGAAGACGGAGUUCAUUGUGGAGGCACGUUACAGACCUGCCCACGUCGCUGUUGGCUAGAAUUGUGUUAUGAUUUUACAGCGGGAUAAAAUAGAUGUAAAGAGUGGCAUUAAAUAUUAAGUAAUUAGGGAUUUACCGAUGAGUGUACUGUGAAAUUCUGGAUCGACAGUGAUACUGAUGUUUAUUAUGUUGUAGUUGCUUUUUUUUUUUUUUUU
Molecule: messenger RNA, 5050 nt
Organism: Haplochromis burtoni (Burton's mouthbrooder)
Lineage: Eukaryota; Metazoa; Chordata; Actinopteri; Cichliformes; Cichlidae
Gene: kctd3
Product: potassium channel tetramerization domain containing 3
Exons: 19
Coding region: 351-2921 (856 amino acids)
Biological process (GO): protein homooligomerization
Molecular function (GO): protein binding
Source: RefSeq, a predicted model, not a curated record